GUUUUUUGUCUUUGAGGUAUUUUUGUCCAAUUUGGUGACACCAAAAAUAUUAUUCAUCUUUUGUGUUGGCUUUACAUAUAGAAGAAUUAAAGCAGCUGAAUCCACAUAAUAAAAUCGGUGUCUGUAGAAAAAAUAAUAUUGAAUGAACGACUAAAUCCACAUUAUUAUCUGCGUGCGAAAGAUUUUUUAAAAUGCUUUGAACGUGAUUAAAAAUAAAGAAAAUAAUAUUGAAUGAAGAGCUGAUUGAAUUAUAUUAUGACUAGCCUAUUGUGAGUUACUAAUUAAAAAAAUAAAAAAUUAUUAAUUAUUAAAAAAAUAUUUUUAAAAUGACAAAAUAUUCCUGCAUUGUUUUGAUAUGGCUUUGAAGUUUUUUGUUUUAGGAGCAUUUUUGUUCAAAAUUUUUGUUGAAGCUUAGUGACACCAAAAAUACUAUUCAUCAUUUGUGUUGGCUUAAUAUAGAUAUAUAUGAUCUAUGAGGUGCAAUUUGGAAAAUAGACAGUUUGGAUUGUUAAAAAUCGAUGUGGUAUGAAUCCCACAACUAAUUCUUAUUUUUAUUAAAAAAUAGGAUUCAUUUCCUUAAAGAUUUCAUAUAUAGAUAGAUCACCAGAUUUAUAAAGGAUAAACAUAUUAAUUGAUAGCCUCAACAGCGGGAGGAGGCCUUGGUGAUGGAGAUGCAGAGGAAAAGUUACCCGAAAGACAGCAAUGUUGGUGCCGUCGUCGGAGUAGUGACGCCCACCGACAGCAAUGUCAAAGUCGGAGGAGUAGUGACGCCCAAUGGCACUGCCAAUCACGAACUUGCUGCUCAGGUUCUCCCUUCCCAGCCCUUGCUCAAGUUGCGGAUCGCAGCCUUGAUUAUCAAAGCUGCACAUCAAUUUAUGGAACGUGCGUACGGUUGCUCUAAAAAACGCAAGGCUGUUGCCUGUUGGUUGGCUGUUUUUUUCGUUAUGUUACAGUUAUUUCUUUAUGAUUCUAGUCCAUAUCCGGUUGUGCAGCAAAAGGUAGUUGGGAGAUGAACGAGAUAAAUACAACGGAGGAAGCAAUUCCAACUAGGUACUACUGCCACAAGUGUCGUCAUGUGGUCACUGUGCAUGUCGAAUCUGAGCUUUCUGAAAGUGCUUCAGAUCGAGAGGGCCUCGUUGACGAGCAACGCCAUAUGAAGCGAGUUACUUCAUCACAGUGGAUCCUGUUACUCACUGGCUGCGGCAUCGAGAUUCUGGCAUCGGCUUUCGAUCAGUUUUCCUCCCCAAGAAGUCCUCACUACGCAUUAAUUAGCAUGUUGUUGACAAUUGUGGCUGUACUUCUUUUCAUGUGCGAGCUCCUUCAAAAUGCUAUAAAGGAAGGGGUUGAAUUGAGGAGGCCGGGAAUGCUACCGUGUUUUCACUAUCCACAUCCCAAAAACAUGCUUUUUGGUACAUUCCCUCAAAUUUAUGGACUAGGUCAGGCCAUUGUUCAAUGCAUUUGGUCAGCAGUGCAGUAUCAUUUCCACCGUCGCCAUGUUCCUAAUCCUCUACAAAUGUCCCCUUCUCCUGUCGUAUUCGCUUUCAGUUUGGUUGUUUCAAAAUUAGUUAAGAGUCUCUCUCCUUCGUGAGAGUUCUUCUCACCGCCUGCGUGUGAGUGCUUCUUCAGCUUCUGUUCUCCUCCUCGCUGCCACUGAUCCUAGCUAUGGCUAGGGUUGGUGGUAGCCGCUUGCUCCUCUUGUUUUCCUUUUCUUUACUUUUGUCCUGCUUGUUUUGUCCUCUACCUGGUUCGACCUUCUCCUCUUCUCUCUGCUGCCUCUGGUUUCCCUUCCUCAACUCCCCUUUCUUCCUUUCCUUUUCCCUCCACCUACUUCGUUUUCAUCCCUCCACACCCUACCCUUUCCACUUGGCUCACUCCUCCAGUGCCCUUAUCCUCUAGAUCGGCUUCCACUAAUCCACACCGUGAACGCCCGUUUAGGAGGGAGAUGUGUAGAGCUUCGGAUUUUUUCGAUGCUCGGUUGUUCUCACCACCUUCUUCCCUUGACUUCCUUGUUGCCUCUGUUGCUCGUGGGUUGUUUCCUGCGAGCUUCCUACGAUUUGUGGUGCCGAUCUUCGAUGUGCUUUUGGCGGUUGUUGACGCCUUCUUUUUCUCCACUUUGGGGGCUCGAUUUGGCUUGCUUUCUGGCAACUGGUUGGAGUCUGGAGGUCCUUCGGAUGGCAGCAGCGGCGGAGGAUGCAAGUUGUUUGGUUUUUUUUUGUUUUACAACAGAAUUAUUUUUUCAGCCAGGAUAGCUUCUGUGUAUAAAUAGAUCAUUGUUCAACAACAACAAAGUAUUUUUCCACUAAGUGGAAAAUUGGCAUUUUCUUUUAUGUUUAGCAGUAUUAAUUGUUGGGAGAAUUAAUCAAAUUCUGCAGAAGGCUUUGAAUUCUACAAUUAUCCGAUCACAUCCUAGUCCUACAAAUUGAGAUGAUU
Malus domestica (apple) is the source of this 2430-nucleotide messenger RNA. NCBI's taxonomy places the organism in Eukaryota, Viridiplantae, Streptophyta, Magnoliopsida, Rosales, Rosaceae. The record is from RefSeq and is a predicted model, not a curated record.